Molecule: messenger RNA, 396 nt
Organism: Funneliformis geosporum
Lineage: Eukaryota; Fungi; Glomeromycota; Glomeromycetes; Glomerales; Glomeraceae
Source: the annotation of a GenBank genome assembly
AUGCAAUAUGCCAACGGCGGUGAUCUUCAAACCUAUCUCAAAAAUAAGUUUAAUGGAUUAACUUGGGACGAUAAGAAGAAAUUAACAUAUCAAAUUGCUGAUGGUUUAAAUUAUUUACAUAAUGAAAAUAUUUUGCAUAGAGACCUUGGAACUCGUGAGAAAACAAUCCCGGGUACUCCUAAAGAUUAUGAGUUACUUUAUAAAAGAUGUUGGAGACAAGAACCUGAGCGAAGGCCAUCUAUUGAAGAGGUACUGGACGAAUUUUCAAAGAUGAAUUUUGGAACUAAAAGUCCAUCAGUUAAAGAUUUAUAUGUAGAAUUUGACACGGAAAUCGCUGACAAUCAUAAUAAUUCAACUUCGGAAUCACAAUUUAUUAAUUUCUUGGAAAAUCAUUAA